UUGAUCAAUCUGUCAAUUUUAUAUACUCGCUGCCUUAGACUCUUUGCUAUGUUAGGUAUUUCGACCUCUCAUCUAAAUUAAUUCAUACAUAUUGCCUCAAAAAAGUUAGGCACAGUACAAAAAUAAUAAUGGCUCAAACGGCGGGCGUAAAGCCCAUGACCAUAGCUGGUCGUGUGGCUAUGGAAAGGGAAAGAUGUAUUGGAAUGACUGAUGCAGAAAGGCAGUGGCGAAAGCAAUGGUUAAAAGAUCAAGUUUUGGCUCCUAAUGAACCCGUACAUGUUGAGGAAUACUGGAAGGAACGUACAAAUCCUAUUCGGCGAUUCUACCGUAAACCAUUAGAUUUAUUAUACGACAAGCUAACCCCUGUUUUGGGAAAACAUCGCGCUGCCGAUUAUAGAUACAUCACUGGAAAACUUGGUUUGAUCGCUCUUGGUGUUUUAGCAACACAUUACUAUUUCAAGUAUAGUGGAAAUGACUGGACCAAAAAAGGAGGAUGGAGAGUUUUACAAUCUAAGCCAAUGGUAUUACCCGGACAACCAGGUUUCCCAUUUGUAUCUGAUCGUACAUCUGAUAACGACUAUGCUGAUAGAGGAUUCAAAAAAUCUGCCUUUAAUAAGUAAACAGUGUUGAGUUAACUCGAGGAAUAACUAAUAAUUGUUAGAUCAAUCAUUUUUAGAUAUGAACAUUUAAAUCAAAGUUAUUGCAUAUUAUGUAGAGUGGAUAAUAAAAACAACUUUAUUAA
Colias croceus (clouded yellow) is the source of this 742-nucleotide messenger RNA. It is a transcript of the gene ND-B17, whose product is annotated as NADH dehydrogenase [ubiquinone] 1 beta subcomplex subunit 6-like. The transcript is spliced from 3 exons. Bases 129 to 620 code for a protein of 163 amino acids. Gene Ontology annotation, biological process: mitochondrial electron transport, NADH to ubiquinone. The record is from RefSeq and is a predicted model, not a curated record. NCBI's taxonomy places the organism in Eukaryota, Metazoa, Arthropoda, Insecta, Lepidoptera, Pieridae.